AGAGAACUUCUACUUCCUCCUUCCUACCCACAACAUGCGUACCUCUCGGAUCGCAAAAGAGACGGAUAAAAUGCUACACGCUCUUCCUACGCUGCCUCCACGCCGCACACGUCGGCUCGCUGCCUUUGCGUUGGACCCGACCGACUCGGACUCCUCGCUCUCCUCCAUCGACACGGUCGACAUCGAAGACAUUCUGCCGAGAAAACGUCGCAGAAUCACAGCGGAGACAGUCAAAAACGAAGGAAUCAAGAAUGAACCUGAACCUGAAGUCAAAGAAGUCAAACAGAACACAAAGGAAAAGAAAAAAAGGCUCCCCGCCCGCAGGAUCAAAGGCGCCGACGGCAGCGUGACGGUCUCAGCCCCUUCGAACUGGGAGGUCAUCUACGAGACGGUCAAGAAGAUGCGGGCGGCGAACCCGACCGCCCCGGUUGAUACAAUGGGCUGUGCGGAGCUGCACUGGCGGGCGAGCGCGCCCAGGGACCAGCGCUUCCAGACCCUGAUUGCCUUGAUGCUCUCGUCGCAGACCAAGGAUACGGUUACCGCCGUGGCAAUGCAGCGGUUACAUACUGAGUUGGGGGUAGCUAAGGAGACUUCGGUCAAGGAGGAGAUUCCAAUCAAGGAGGAGACUUCAAUCCAGGAGGAGACUCGAAUCAAGGAAGAGACUCCAAUCGAUAUUCCAAUCAAGGAAGAGAGGUCAGCGGAGGAAACCCCAAUCAAGGAGAUUCCAAUCAAGGAAGAGACGCCAAUUAAGAAAGAAGACAGCACUCUCAAUCUCGCCAACAUCCUAGCUGUCUCACCCGAACGACUCAACGAGUUGAUCCGCACAGUGGGCUUCCACAACAACAAGACGAAAUACAUCAAGGCGGCGGCCCUGAUCAUCCGCGACCAGUACGGCGGCGACAUCCCCCCGACGGCGACGGAGCUGAUGAAGUUGCCCGGCGUGGGCCCCAAGAUGGCGUUCCUGUGCAUGAGCGCCGCAUGGGGCAAAACAGAGGGGAUCGGCGUCGACGUGCAUGUCCACCGCAUCACCAAUCUGUGGGGGUGGCAUACCACGCGCACGCCCGAGGAAACACGCCUGCAGCUCGAGGCAUGGCUGCCGAGGGAGAAAUGGCAUGAGAUCAACAAGCUGCUCGUUGGGCUGGGGCAGACGGUCUGUCUGCCUGUCGGGCGGCGGUGUGGCGAGUGCGAUCUGGCAGGCACGAAGCUGUGCAAGAGUGAAGUGCGUGGAUCGAAGCGGUAGGGGAUCUGGAUCUGGCCAAGGAGUCUGUUCUUGCAAAGUCGUUGAACAGGACUGAUAUGGUCUGUACAUUAUUUUCGCUGUAUACUACAUGUACAUAAUACAAGUCUAUCUCAUAGACAGAACUAUUAUCUUCUUCUAUUUACUGUUUGGACCAUGAAUUGAUAUGGAGAAUAUAAUAUCCGAAUAUCAGUCUCCGUCUCAUGAAUUGA
Penicilliopsis zonata CBS 506.65 is the source of this 1449-nucleotide messenger RNA. RefSeq lists its product as hypothetical. The record is from RefSeq and is a predicted model, not a curated record. Gene Ontology annotation, biological process: nucleotide-excision repair; base-excision repair, AP site formation; base-excision repair. Gene Ontology annotation, molecular function: DNA binding; oxidized pyrimidine nucleobase lesion DNA N-glycosylase activity; DNA-(apurinic or apyrimidinic site) endonuclease activity. The transcript has a single exon. Gene Ontology annotation, cellular component: nucleus. The coding region runs from base 35 to 1240 and encodes 401 amino acids. NCBI's taxonomy places the organism in Eukaryota, Fungi, Ascomycota, Eurotiomycetes, Eurotiales, Aspergillaceae.